AUGUUCCGUGCCGCCAUUCGGUGCAAUUUCAAUCCGUUAGGCGUCAGUCGUCCAGGCCAACAACACACAUGUCCUUUUACUCUCCUGCCACAUAACGGACAACACCUUCUCGUAGACCCCCCUAUUCCCAGUGCUGGUGGACGGAGACAGAGACAGAGGGGGCCGAACCAUACCAUCGACGAGAAGGGGAAGGAGAAAGCCAUCGACGAGAAAGACAAUGACGGGAAGAGGAAGAAAGAUGCACGAGACAGAGGGAGACAAGAGGAACAAGUCCAAGAACCUGGUCACGGCAAUACCUCCCUCACUCCCAUCGACUCAAACCUCACCUCUCUCGCCUCAAAUGACUCAAGCUCAGACUUGACCGCCCUCCGGAUAGCACUCACAACCCGCGAAGAAGCCCUAGACCAACACAGGAGAGGAUUGAGGGGGGUGAAGGAGAGGGUUAGGGAGGUGCAGAGGGGUAUUGUAUAUCGUGAGGAGGCAGCUGGGCAACGUGAGGAGGCUGUUGGGCGGAGGGAGAACAAGGUGGAGGAGAGGGAGGACGCGGUUGAAAGGAGGGAGCGGGAGCACACUUCAAGAUCACAAGGGAGGUGCUCCAGUCGCGAACUUCCAACACGUACGGUGAUUACCAGUGCCCACAAACAAUAUGAAGUCAUAUGCCACUCAAUAGGACUGAUGAAAACCUCAAUACACCACAACAAUAUCAAACUCGGAACCACCAAGCUCUUCGUCAACAAAACGCGAACGUGGAUGCAAGCCCUCACCGCCGUCGAACUCCAGCACCGAGACCUGAAACACCGACACCCCAACCUGGAGCUGCCGAUCCCAGAAGGUGACAUCCCUGCAAUACGCAAGAUGAAAACCUUGCGCCGGAUCCACCUGACGCUGAAGGGUCAGCAAGAAGGGUUGCUCUGGGGCAUAGGCUACUCCCAAUGCCUGCUCUUUGGCUCAGGAAUGACAGCACGAGCGUGA
Laccaria bicolor S238N-H82 is the source of this 972-nucleotide messenger RNA. RefSeq lists its product as uncharacterized. The transcript is spliced from 8 exons. The record is from RefSeq and is a predicted model, not a curated record. Lineage: Eukaryota; Fungi; Basidiomycota; Agaricomycetes; Agaricales; Hydnangiaceae. The coding region runs from base 1 to 972 and encodes 323 amino acids.